Messenger RNA from Meloidogyne enterolobii, 297 nucleotides. NCBI's taxonomy places the organism in Eukaryota, Metazoa, Nematoda, Chromadorea, Rhabditida, Meloidogynidae. The record is from the annotation of a GenBank genome assembly.
AUGUUUAAUUUUAAUUUUUUUACUUCACAAUUUUCAACAAUUUUAAUUAAAUUUAUUAUUCUAAUAUUUCUCACAAUUUUUAAAAGAAUAAAUUCCCUUCCAAAUAUCGGUAGGUUUUUUCUUAAAUUAAUAAUUCUUCUUCUUCCCCAACUUCCGGCUAUUUUUAAAUUAUUUUUGAGUCGGUUUUUCUUUUUUUUUAAUUUUUUAUUAUAUUCAUUUCCACUCAUCAUCCGUUCGCUUAUCCUUUUUUCAAAGCCACGGCUUCUGGCAUUAGUUUAACCUUUAUUUUUCUGUUCA